This is a messenger RNA of Odocoileus virginianus texanus, 930 nucleotides long. Its product is annotated as olfactory receptor 4X2-like. The record is from RefSeq and is a predicted model, not a curated record. Gene Ontology annotation, molecular function: olfactory receptor activity; G protein-coupled receptor activity. Gene Ontology annotation, cellular component: plasma membrane. NCBI's taxonomy places the organism in Eukaryota, Metazoa, Chordata, Mammalia, Artiodactyla, Cervidae. Gene Ontology annotation, biological process: G protein-coupled receptor signaling pathway.
AUGGCUAGCAUACACAAUGUGACAGAAUUUAUCUUCUUGGGACUUUCUCCCAAUCGGAAGGUGCAGAAAGUCUGCUUUGUGAUAUUUCUGCUCCUGUAUAUAGCCAUUGUGCUGGGGAAUCUCCUCAUUGUCUUCACUGUCAUGACCAGCAGAAGCCUUGGCUCCCCCAUGUACUUCUUCCUGAGCUACCUGUCUUUUGUGGAGAUCUGCUACGCCUCUACUACAACACCCAAGCUCAUCUUAGGUCUGCUGGCUGAAAGGAAAGCCAUAUCUCUCUGGGGCUGCAUGUUACAAGUUUUCUUUAUCCACUUAUUUGCUGGCACUGAGAUUUUCCUGCUCUCUGUGAUGGCCUAUGACCGCUACGUGGCUAUAUUCAAGCCCCUCACCUACACCACCAUCAUGAACUGGCAGGUGUGUUCCUUCCUGGUGGGAAUUGCAUGGGUGGCGGCCUUUGUGCAUUCCUUAUCCCAAAUCCUUCUCAUCUUCCGCUUGCCCUUCUGUGGCCCCAAUGUGAUUGACCACUAUUUCUGUGAUGUGUUUCCUCUGCUCAAUCUUGCUUGCUCUGACACCUUCCUCAUUGGUCUUCUGAUCAUUGCCAAUGGGGGGACUCUGUCUGUGAUCAGCUUCAUCGCCCUCUUAGCCUCCUAUGUGGCCAUUUUGCUCCAUGUGAGGACUCAAACCCCCGAGGGUCGGCGCAAGGCCCUGUCCACCUGUGGGUCCCACAUCACUGUGGUCACCUUAUUCUUUGCACCCUGCAUCUUCAUCUAUCUGAGACCUUCUACCACCUUGCCAGUGGACAAGAUGGUAGCUGUGUUCUAUACAGUGAUCACCCCAUUCCUCAACCCUGUCAUCUAUUCUCUGAGAAAUGCUGAAGUGAAGAAGGCCAUGAAGAGGCUGUGGAUCAGAGCAAUGAAAGUAGAAGAGAGAUAG